Messenger RNA from Zalophus californianus (California sea lion), 2558 nucleotides. RefSeq names its product coagulation factor XII (gene F12). Bases 347 to 2143 code for a protein of 598 amino acids. Gene Ontology annotation, molecular function: serine-type endopeptidase activity; calcium ion binding. The record is from RefSeq and is a predicted model, not a curated record. The transcript is spliced from 15 exons. Gene Ontology annotation, cellular component: rough endoplasmic reticulum; extracellular region. Gene Ontology annotation, biological process: zymogen activation; blood coagulation. NCBI's taxonomy places the organism in Eukaryota, Metazoa, Chordata, Mammalia, Carnivora, Otariidae.
AGCCCCCGCCCUGCCCCCGCAGCCGGAUGUUGUGAUUUCUCUCCACCCACACGGCCUCGCCCGCCCUCGGCUCUGCUGCCUUAUAAGGCAGCGCUCCCACCGGAGACGUUGGGGUGAACUCGCACCCAUUCUACAGGUGGAGGGCAGCAGUGUCAGAAGUCCAGCGGCUGGCUAGAGGCCAGAAGCUUGGAAGAAAACAAAGCCAACAUCGUACUCCCUCCACUCCCACUUCACACGACAGAAAACGGAGGCUUGCCCAAACUCCGCGAGCAAGAGACUCAGGGACCUUUGACCAAUCUAUUGAUCUGGACUCCUGGGCAAGCAGCUGGACUAACCGACAGACACCAUGAGGGCUCUGCUGUUCCUGGGGUCCCUGCUGGCAAGCCUGGAGUCAGCACUUUUGAUUCCACCUUGGAAAGCCCCCAAGGAGCAUAAGCACAGAAUGGAUGAACACACAGUGGUUCUCACGGUCACAGGAGAGCCCUGCUACUUCCCCUUCCGGUACAACCGGCAACUGCACCAUAAAUGCAUCCACAGAGGCCGGCCUGGCCCCCGGCCCUGGUGUGCCACCACCCCCAACUUUGAGCAGGACCAGCAAUGGGCAUACUGCCUGGAGCCCAGGAAAGUGAAAGACCACUGCAGCAAACACAGCCCCUGCCAGCAGGGAGGGACCUGUGUGAGCACGCCACACGGCCCGCACUGCAUCUGUCCAGAACACUUCACUGGGAAGCACUGCCGGAGAGAGAAGUGCUUUGAGCCUCAGCUUCUCCAGUUCUUCCACGAGAAAGAAAUAUGGCAUAGGCUUGAGCCGGCAGGUGUGGCCAAGUGCCAGUGCAAGGGUCCUGAUGCCCACUGCAAGCUGCUGGCCACCCAGGCCUGCCGCACCAACCCGUGCCUCAACGGGGGCAGCUGCUUAGAGGCGGAGGGCCACCUCCUGUGCCGGUGCCCAGCUGGCUACGCUGGACGCAUCUGCGACGUCGACACCGAGGCGCGCUGCUACGCCGGCCGCGGGCUUCACUACCGCGGUAGAGCCGAGACUGCGCUCUCGGGUGCCCGGUGUCAACCGUGGGCCUCAGAGGCCACCUAUGAGAAAGUGACUGCAGAGCAAGCGCUUAACUGGGGACUGGGCAACCAUGCCUUCUGCCGGAACCCGGACAAUGACACCCGCCCGUGGUGCUUCGUGUGGAGUGGCGAUCGGCUGAGCUGGGAAUAUUGCCGCCUGGCACAGUGCCAGGCCCCAACCCUGGCGGUUCCUCAGAGCCUGUCUCCAACCCGGGUCCCCUCUGGGCACCUGGACCUUCCCUUGCCCUCGCUUUCAGCACUGCAGAUGCCUCAGCCCCUGACCCCAGUGCCCAGUUCGGGCUGCGGACAGCGGCUCCGGAAACGGCUGUCCUCGCCGAGCCGCGUUGUCGGGGGACUGGUGGCCCUGCCCGGGGCGCACCCCUACAUCGCCGCGCUGUACUGGCGCCACAGUUUCUGCGCCGGCAGCCUCAUCGCCUCCUGCUGGGUGCUGACGGCGGCUCACUGCUUGCAGGACCGGCCCGCGCCGGAGGAACUGACGGUGGUGCUCGGCCAGGACCGCCAUAACCAGAGCUGUGAGCAGUGCCAGACGCUGGCCGUGCGCGCGUACCUCCUGCACGAGGCCUUCUCGCCCAUCACCUACCAGCACGACCUGGCGCUGCUGCGCCUGCAGGAGAGAGCGGACGGCCAGUGCGCGCUCCCGUCGCAUUUCGUUCAGCCGGUGUGCCUGCCGAGCGGAGCUACCAGCCCAACCGAGCCCGAGGCCGCGCUCUGCGAGGUGGCCGGCUGGGGCCACCAGUUCGAGGGGGCGGGGGAAUAUUCCAGCUUCCUGCAGGAAGCGCAGGUGCCGCUCAUCCCUUCCAAGCGCUGCUCCGCCCCCGACGUGCACGGAGCCUCUUUUACCCCCGGCAUGCUCUGCGCUGGCUUCCUCGAGGGCGGCACCGACGCCUGCCAGGGUGACUCCGGGGGCCCGCUAGUGUGUGAGGACGAGGCCUCAGAGAGCCAGCUCAUCCUGCGAGGUAUCAUCAGCUGGGGUUCGGGUUGUGGCGACCGCUACAAGCCAGGUGUGUACACCGACGUGGCCAGCUACCUGAACUGGAUUCAGGAGCACACCAAUUCCUGACCGUCCAGGGACUCAUCCUUCCCUCGUGGGCGAUUCUGGAGUGGAAGGGUGGCUGGCCCAUGAUUAUGGAUGGCAAGGAUGGUGUUCCAUUCCUCUUAGCACCAUCAGCCCGGCGCCAGGCAUGGAGUAGGCACUCAAUAAAGUGCUUUUGAAAAUGCUUGAGAGGCACAGCUCUGCAGGGGCCCCGAUGGGAAAUGCCAAGACAGUAAACCGGUGCACUUCUCCACACCCCUCAGGGAACAGGAUCUAUUGAAAUCUUAAGCAAGAUCUAGAGAUUCAUGUCCAAUUGAUGUUUACUAAGUGGUACUGGGUACCAAACCCUGAGCAAGGUGAUUCCAUAUAUUAUUCCUUGUUUGAAACUAACUUAUUAACAUUUGAAGUUUAUAGAACAGAGGUUCUCACCUCUACUGUACAC